Daphnia carinata is the source of this 834-nucleotide messenger RNA. Its product is annotated as mpv17-like protein 2. Gene Ontology annotation, cellular component: cytoplasm; membrane. Gene Ontology annotation, biological process: mitochondrial ribosome assembly. The record is from RefSeq and is a predicted model, not a curated record. The transcript is spliced from 4 exons. Bases 186 to 782 code for a protein of 198 amino acids. Lineage: Eukaryota; Metazoa; Arthropoda; Branchiopoda; Diplostraca; Daphniidae.
CGAUGUGUUUCUUAAAACACAAAAAAGUGAUGCCUUGUGAUUCUUUGAACACAAAGUAGUGAUGCCUUUUCGGGUUCUAGGAUAGAAACCCAGAUUUUUAUCUUUGUUAAACGGUUAAGGAUAGUACAAAACAAAUUUGAUCCACAGUGCCUCUAUGAUUAUUUUACUUAUUCGUAAAACCAACUAUGAUAGCGAAAUCGUUUGCGCUUUCUUUAGUUCGCCUGAAAUGGAGUGCAAUAAUAAAGACAAGCAAAGUUGCCGGGAAAACCUUAUUCAGCAAAUACUUGUUAAUUACAAAUGUUACAAUAUCAACAAGUCUUAGUGGAAUUGGAGAUACUUUACAGCAACAAUAUGAAAUUUUGACUGGUGAUAACCCUAACCAAACUUGGAAUAAAAAACGAACAGUAGACAUGUCAGCAACAGGCACCGUAGUAGGAGUCAUUUGCCAUUUUUGGUACAAUUGGCUUGAUAAAAGAUUACCUGGAAAAACUUUCAAAAUAGUACUGAAGAAACUACUGGUGGAUCAAGUGAUUUUUUCCCCAUUUUUAAUUGCAGUAUUUUUUGGAACAGUUGGUGUCUUAGAACAAAUGAGCACUGCUGAAGUGUUGGAAGAAAUUAAAGCGAAAGCUUGGAGACUUUAUGCUGCUGAAUGGGUAGUGUGGCCUCCAGCUCAGUUAAUCAAUUUCUACCUGCUGCCAACCAGAUUUAGAGUACUAUAUGACAACACAAUAUCACUAGGCUACGAUGUCUACACUAGUUAUGUAAAGCAUGAUAAAACCUAGUUUUUCCCAGGAUACAUUGGGACCAAUAUAAAUACAUAGUGCAUAUUCCAAG